This is a messenger RNA of Musa acuminata subsp. malaccensis (wild Malaysian banana), 2330 nucleotides long. Its product is annotated as VIN3-like protein 2. Gene Ontology annotation, biological process: vernalization response; epigenetic regulation of gene expression. NCBI's taxonomy places the organism in Eukaryota, Viridiplantae, Streptophyta, Magnoliopsida, Zingiberales, Musaceae. Gene Ontology annotation, molecular function: protein binding. The record is from RefSeq and is a predicted model, not a curated record.
CCCCCCCUCCUUCCCUUCCCACGGGCUCUUCUUCUCCUUCUUCUUCCUGGUAAACCCUGUGGGGGGAAGGAGGAAUCUUUCCACACGCCAUGGAGUCCAUAUUCUCAGGUUUCGUUAUAGAUCCAACAAAAUGCAGCCACUUAAGUUUGGAGGAGAAGAGAGAGCUAGUUCAUGAGAUAUCACGCUGGGCGGACAAUGCACCUGAAAUUCUUCAAUCCUGGAGUCGCCGAGAGCUCCUCCAACUAAUCUGUGCUGAAAUGGGAAAAGAAAGGAAGUACACUGGAGUAACUAAGCCCAAAAUGAUUGAACAUCUGCUUAGGCUAGUUUCUCAAAAUAAAGGAAAAACCAAUGAAGACAAAGCAGGCCUUUUAUCAGCCUCACCAAAAAGCCCAACUGGAAUAAAAAAGAAAAGGAAGAAAGAAAACCCAUUGCAGAAUUCCACAGAUUUAACUCAUGAAACACUGAAAACCAAGGAAGAACAUGUUGAUGCCUUGAUCUGCCAAAAUCCAGCUUGUCGAGCCACAUUGAGUUUAGAUGUGGGUUACUGCAAGCGUUGCUCUUGCUGCAUCUGUCACCACUAUGAUGACAACAAGGACCCUAGCCUGUGGUUGGUUUGCAAUUCAGAUCCCCCUUAUUGUGGCAAUUCAUGUGGCAUGUCAUGCCAUCUGAAAUGUGCUCUUAAGCAUGAAAAAGCUGGCAUUUUGAAGACUGGGUGUUCAGCAAAAUUAGAUGCCAGCUUCUAUUGUGUUUGCUGUGGGAAAGUGAAUUGGCUGAUUGGAAGCUGGCGGAAACAGAUGCUAAUUGCAAAGGAAGCUCGGAGAGUCGAUGUCCUGUGUGAGCGUUUAUCCCUAAGUUACAAAAUGCUCAAAUGGACUGAAUGCUAUAAAGAGCUACAAAAUAUUGUCAAUGCAGCUGUAAGGAUACUCAAGAAAGAAGUUGGACCUCUCGACAAGGUCUCCACAGUGAUGGCAAGAGGCAUUGUCAACCGGCUUAAUUGUGGUGCAGAAGUUCAGAAACUAUGUGUUACUGCACUGGAAGUUGUAGACUCCCUACUUUGCACUUCGUCAGACAACUUGUCUGGCAUGAGCAUGAAGAACUCAGGUGGUGUAGGUUCCCAGAUUUUCCACAUUGACUUUGAAGAUACUUCUCCAUUCUCUGUUGUUGUUUCUCUUCACUCCAGAGAUGAUAUGUUUGAAGAAAACAUUAUAGGCUGCAGUCUUUGGUAUCGUAAGUCUGAUGACAUCAGCUAUCCAGAAGAACCAAAUUGCCUUGUACUGAGGCCAGAUACUAAGAUUAUGAUAUCGGGUCUUAGCCCCUCAACUGAAUAUCAUUUUAGGGUUUCUCCUUUCAGCAGCACCAAGGAACUUGGUAAGUGGGAUGCCAAAUGUGUGACAGAGAGCCUAAAUGGCAACAGUGGUCAAUGCUCCACUCGGAACUCCGAUAGCACUUAUAUUAAUGAAGAUUUUCUCUCAGUUCCAAAGAAGGAACAGGACUUGGGUGAGCUGCCGGUCAUUAUUCAAUCAGACUCGCAGAAGGGUUCAACAAACUCGAGCGAGAACAACCAGGCACCAGAGCUCCCUAAGUUCAGCCGUGCCAACCACCAUAAAGUUUUACCAUCUGAGGAUGCUAGUGACAACAACGAAAGUCAUUUACCACCACCAUCUAAUCCUGUCCCUUUUAUCUGCUCCAAGCCUGUGCUCCUCGAACCUUGCAAGCCUGAUAUUAAUAAUACGCCAGAUUCCGCCAACAAGAAAGAAUCGGCAGAGAGACAGUACGAAUACUGUGUUAAGGUGAUCAGAUGGUUGGAAUGUGAGGGGCACAUGGAAAAGGAGUUUCGAGUGAAGUUCCUUACCUGGUUCAGUUUGAAAGCGACAGCACAAGAAAGAAGGGUUGUAAAUGCUUUCAUAGAUGUUCUGAUCGACGAACCUGCUAGUCUGGUUGCUCAGCUGAUGGAUACUUUCAUGGAUGGCAUAUCUAACAAGGAGAAACCAAUGUUACACAAAGGAUUCUGCACCAGGAUGUGGCAUUAGCCAUUAGCUAAUCCAAGUAACCAUGCUGGCCUCUUUUUGUACCAGAUGCACAACUUCAGCCUGGUCCUGCAUUGCUUUUCAGAAGUAAUUAACUAUGGUAGAAUUGGGAUCUUGUAAGAGGGAGAAGCUUUCUCUUCUAAUUUGUUAGGUUCUGCAGGAUACCUUGUUUAAUCUAAUAUUGCCACUAAUUAUUAUGUUUCCGCGUUAGGAACUAGAAUUUAGAAGAUGCAAUGCCAUGUUGACAUUUGUCCAUGCAACUCAAUUUCUUCCAGCACAUUGAAUUCCACCUAGUUCAGCUUA